This is a messenger RNA of Mizuhopecten yessoensis (Yesso scallop), 5713 nucleotides long. RefSeq names its product tetratricopeptide repeat protein 12-like. The record is from RefSeq and is a predicted model, not a curated record. Bases 131 to 2338 code for a protein of 735 amino acids. Lineage: Eukaryota; Metazoa; Mollusca; Bivalvia; Pectinida; Pectinidae. The transcript has 17 exons. Gene Ontology annotation, molecular function: protein binding.
AUAACUACAACAAUAAAGAUCACAUGGUCAUAACUAACGAGUUUAUUUGUAAUUUUCAAAAACAUUGCCGAGCUGGUUGCAGACGAAUUUUUCUAGUAGCCUCAUUCUGAGGUUGCCAUCAACAAGCAACAUGGCGUCGAAAGGCAAAGGAGAUCCGAAUUUGGAUGAAUUCUUAAGCAAAGUUGAUCAAAUUGAAUCCAUUGUUAAGACCCUGAAGUAUGGAGACGACACUCAGGUCAAGACAGCGAUGCAGGAGGCUGAUCACAUGCUGGCACACGCCAAAUCAAACAAGGGCCAUUUUCCUGAAGACUUCGGACCUGUCGAACCUGGGGACGAGGACCUUCCCAAAACAAAGACUGGCUUCAGUAAGACAAUGAUCAAUUCAGCCCCAACUCCAGACAAACCGGGUGAUGAUGAUCCACAGUACGACAACGCAAGCCAAGAUUCCUUCAUGGUUUCUAUGGAAGCAGAUGCACAUGAGAGAGCAGAAAGACGGAAAAAAAGACAGAAGGAAGCAAACAUCAUAAAGGAGAAAGGAAAUGAGGAGUUCAGACAAGGGAACUAUGAGAAAGCAUUGGAGUUCUAUUCAGAGGCUUUACAGAAAGUAAAAGACAACACAGUGUUAUACACGAACAGAGCCCAGACUCUCAUCAAACUUCACAGGUACGAUGAGGCACUCACCGACUGUGAAUGGGCGCUCAGGGUGUUUCCCAACUGUAUAAAGGCCCAUAUCCACAUGGGUCGGGCACACAUGGGUCUGGGACAGUAUGGGAAGGCUAGAGAGAGUCUCCAUAAGGCGCAGGAAUGUGACCCCAAACGGGAGGCAGCUAUCAAAGAGUACCUGUCAGAAGUUGAUCGACUGGAACUGAAGGAGGAGCAGGAAUCUAAAGCCAAGCAGUUGUUUGAUUCUGGAGAUGAGAGUGCACAAACUGUGGUACAAUUACUGGAAAAAGUCUGUAAGCCGGACCAGCUACCUCUGUACUAUAGUGGGGGCUUCACGCUGAUCUGUAGCAGACUCCAGUCAAUGGAAGAUAAGACUUUAUUCAGGACAAAUGGUGGUAUUGAUCUGUUCUCCACACAUUCUUGUUUCUCACGAUGUAUAGCCUCCUCACCUAGAAGUUUGUCCCAGGAACAACUCACGAUGCUCACUUCAGGAAUAGAGAUGUUAGCCAUGGCAUGUACAGAAAAUGAGUCCAACCAACAGCAUUUAUUAGGAUUAAACAAUCUCUCUGAACACAUUCUUCAGUUUAUGGAAGUCAAGAUCAAAGGUCAAGGUCGACUGAUGAAAUCGGCUUGUGUAACAUUAUUACAUCGACUAACUUUGUCAGAAUCAGGAAGAACAACAGUGAUUCGUGUGUUCAAUCUGACACGAGUAAUUACGGUACUGUUUGAGCUCAUUAGAACCAACAUCACAAUAGCCAUUACAGCUGGUAGUGUCCUCAACAACCUGGCACUGGAUAAAAUGUUUAAAGCCAAAUUAAAAGACAAAAUUGAUGUAGAUGUCCUGCCUGCCUUUGAAUCACUAUUGAAAGACGGAUGUUCUGGCCAAGCUUGUGUUCUUCCGACAUGUGUGACGACAAUGAUGAACCUGGCGACCGACACGGUUAUACGGGACAAACUGUGUGCGCGUCAGGACCUUUGGAAGGCAGUACUGGACCUUAUGACACAACACAAAGAGCGUUUGGACCAGCCAAUCAGUGUGGAGCUUGUGGAGUCGUUACUAGGCCUCCUGUCUAACCUGACCUUCACAGUGUCCCAACACCACAAGGAACAAGCUGUCACCAUCUGUAAACAGUGCCUCGAGUUCUGUACAAAGUUCAAACACUACAAACUGAUCGUAUCGCGCAGCUUAGGUGUACUCAGUCACAUACUUCCCAAUUCAAUACCGUCUGUGGACUGGCUCUGUACGGAGAACGGUGCAGAAGUCCUGAUGUACCAUGUGAAGAGUGAAGAUGAUGCUGAGAACAGAAAACAUGCCUUAAAGGGCUUGACAGCCUGCACUCAAAUUAAUGAACUGGCACGCAUAUUUGUUGUAGAUCACAAAGGACUCGGGACACUUAUUCGACUACUGAAGGCGGACGACGAGAUUCUGAUCGGUAACUCAGCACUAAGUCUGGGUCACUGUACACAGGUACCCAAGGUGUGUGCAGCUCUAACUAAAACAGGCAUUAUCAAGGACUUGUUAGUACUAGCACGAGACGGCAAGCGCCCAGCUGUACAACAGAACUGUGCCAUCCUCAUCGCUAAGCUUGCUCAGGGAGACUCCAGACACUUAGAGAGGUUACGAGAGCUGCAUGGUGUUGAUAUACUUCACACAUGUAUGAAACACCUGAAGUGAUCAUUGCUGUCCUCUAACUACAUCACAUUACCCCCACAUAAUCAGUCAGUACACGCCUGUCACCACCUAGUGUUCCUCAGUACCCCUGUCUGGGAUAUUGUUUAAUGGGAUACCUCUGGCUUGGACAUCGUUGACGGGGAUACCCCUGUCUGGGAUAUUGUUUACUGGGAUACCCCUGUCUGGGAUCAUUGACUGGGAUACCCUUGUCUGGGAUAUUGUUUACUGGGAUACCCUUGUCUGGGAUGUUGUUGUCUGGGAUACCGAAGAGUUGCGAAGACUAAUUAUCCCUGUCUGAGACAUCAUUGAAUGCAGCACCCAUGUCUGAGACAUCAUUGACUGGGAUACCCCUGUCUGGGAUAUUGUCGACUGGGAUACUGUUCACUGAGAAACCUCUGUCUGAAAUACCAUUGACUGGAAUCUUUCUUUGACUCAGAUACUCCUGCCAAGGAUUCUGUUUAUUGGGAAACAGUGUCUUGGGAUACAGUUGAAUGGAUACUCCAGCCUUGGAAUGUGUUAACUUUGGUACCCCUGAUUGAGAUACCAUUGACAGGGAUACCCCUUAUUGGGAUACCAUUGAUGGGAUUCUGUUGACAGGAAUACCCCUGAUUGGGAUACCAUUGAUGGGAUUCUGUUGACAGGGAUACCCCUGAUUGGGAUACCAUUGAUUGAAUUCUGUUCACAGGGAUACCCCUGAUUUGGAUUCUGUUGAUGGGAUACCCCUGAUUGGGAUACCAUUGAUUGAAUUCUGUUGACAGAGAUACCCCUGAUAUGGAUUCUGUUGACAAAGAUACCCUUGAUUGGGAUACCAUUGAUGGGAUUCCGUUGACAGGGAUACCCCUGAUUGGGAUACCAUUGAUGGGAUUCUGAUGACAGGGAUACUGUUGAUGAUAUUCUAUUGACAGGGAUACCAUUGAUGAUAUUCUAUUGACAGGGAUACCCCUGUUUGGGAUACCAUUGAUGGGAUUCUGUUGACAGGGAUUCCCCUGAUUGGGAUACCAUUGAUGGGAUUCUGUUGACAGGGAUACCCUUGAUUGGGAUACCAUUGAUGGGAUUCUGUUGACAGGGAUACCCCUGAUUGGGAUACCAUUGAUGGGAUUCUGUUGACAGGGAUACCAUUGAUGGGAUUCUGUUGACAGGGAUACCAUUGACAGGGAUACCCCUGAUUGGGAUACCCUGACUUUGAUACAUUUGACUGAUAUUUACUUAAAACAUCCCAGGAUCGUGAAAUACCAUUUGUCUGUGUGUUCUUUGUGUGAUAUAUGUACAGAUAUAUAUUUUUGUAAGGUGAUACAAUUGAUACACAUAUCUCUAUUCAGAUUAGAAGUGUGUUGAUUUCUUUAUCACAAAAACACAAACAUUUUAAAUUAUUAAAGUUGAUAGCUUGACUUGCAGUAUUAUCAAUUAAGAAAGCUAAAACUUUGACAGAAUUUUGAUUCAUUAAAUGUAUGGAUGUGGACAGAAUGUGUUAUACAUUUAAGUGACAAUUUGCUCAAUGACUACUGUAUCAGACUUCUUUCUUGUGAAAAUUCCGAUUUGAUGAGUUAUUUUCUUAAGCACUGUUCUAAAUUGUGCAGCUUCUAUUCUUUACUUUUAUAAGAUUUUUGCAAAGUGAUUUGUUUUCAUAUUUAUGAAAAAGUGUUUUUUGGCAAUACAUAGAUUUCUGUAUAUUUAUAUAAUGAUGUCCCCAAUGAGAUUGGUGAAGCACUGUUAACUCUUUAAAAGUUUGAUUGUUUAUAACUUUACCCUAUGUAGUGAAUCAGCAAGAUAUCGUGGUGGUUUUGACAGCAUACAAUCAUCGAACAUACUGCAUAAAAUGAUAACAUAUUAGCAUAUAAUCCUGUCUAAACCAAACACCACUGUGAUCUAGAUUUCCAUUCAUGUAAGACAAAUGUUUUGAUUACAAAAGUCCAUCUACUUAAGCUUUAAACUGCAUUCAGAUGCAGUUCUUCAGCAAUAUGAUUGUCCACUGUGUUACAGGAAAGUAAAAUGAACUGCAUGCUAGAUGUUUUCUUUUCCUGUAAUGCAAUGGGCAUUCAUAAUGCCUAUGAAUUGCAUCUUAAAGCAGUUUAUUACUUAAUAUUAUACUAACAUUUUCUUGUCUUUCUGUCUUAAAAAAAAAUUAAUCAAAAUGACAUUAAGCAUUACAAAAAAUCCCCACAAGAUCGACUGGAAUGUCGAAAUGAUAGAACAGCCAAAAGAUAGACUGGAAUGUCGAAAUGAUAGAACAGCCAAAAGAUCGACCGGAAUGUCUAAAUGAUAGAACAGCCAAAAGAUCGACUGGAAUGUCUAAAUGAUAGAACAGCCAAAAGAUCGACUGGAUUGUCUAAAUGAUAGAACAUGUACACCCUGUGACACAUUUUUUUCACAUAUAGUCCAAGGACACAAACAACAAGUGGAAAAGCUUUUUUUAUCAAUGUGUUCUAAUUUUAUUGUGACAAUCAUAAAAUAAUGUUAUGAUAAUAAUUGAUAUUGAAGAAGUAUUAAGAAAGGAACUAAGAGUAGACAGGGUAUUGUUGGUCAGCUUAAUCAAUUCAGACUGGUAAUUACUACAGUAUGUCUGUUGUAUACACAGAUUUAUCCUGUUAGCAUUAGUUGAUGGUUAAGAGGAGGCUGACAUUAGGGAGAAAAAACGACUUCAACUGUCUUCCUGCAUAUGUCACUGAAGUGUCUAACUACAAUAUGGAGUGUCUCCCGCAUGUGUCUUGUUACAAGUCACUGGCGUGUCGUCUACAUGUGUCUUGUUACAAGUCACUGGAGUGUCUUUUACAUGUGUCUUGUUACAAGUCACUGGAGUGUCUUCUACAUGUGUCUUGUUACAAGUUACUGAAGUGUUUCACUGCAACUGUCAAGUUACAAGUCACUUGAUUAUUUCUUGUGUGUAUCUUUAAUUUUUCUUUAUAAGUGUCACUGAAGUGUCUCAUUACAUGUGUCACUGAAGUGUCUUACUACAUGUGUCACUGAAGUGUCUCGUUACAUGUGUCACUGAAGUGUCUUAUUACAUGUGUCACUGAAGUGUCUCAUUAGAUGUGUCACUGAAGUGUCUCAUUAGAUGUGUCACUGAAGUGUCUCAUUAGAUGUGUCACUGAAGUGUCUCAUUAGAUGUGUCACUGAAGUGUCUCAUUAGAUGUGUCACUGAAGUGUCUCAUUUCAUGUGUCACUGAAGUGUCUCGUUACAUGUGUCACUGAAGUGUCUUACUACAUGUGUCACUAAAGUGUCUCAUUACAUAUGUCAGUGAAGUGUCUCAUUACAUGUGCCACUGAAGUGUUUCAUUACAUGUGUUACUGAAGUGUCUCAUUACAUGUGUCUCUGAAGUGUCUCAUUACAUGUGUGACUGAAGUGUCUCAUUACAUGUGCCACUGAAGUGUUUCAUUACA